Molecule: messenger RNA, 738 nt
Organism: Rhodofomes roseus
Lineage: Eukaryota; Fungi; Basidiomycota; Agaricomycetes; Polyporales; Fomitopsidaceae
Product: PX-domain-containing protein
Exons: 5
Coding region: 262-732 (156 amino acids)
Biological process (GO): late endosome to Golgi transport; endocytic recycling
Cellular component (GO): retromer complex; early endosome membrane
Molecular function (GO): phosphatidylinositol-3-phosphate binding
Source: RefSeq, a predicted model, not a curated record
GGAGGACAUGCACAAGAUCAUCAGUUCACACUGCACAACACUCACUGUCAUGACGUCCGUGGGUCUGCGCGGCGCGGGCUAUUUCCUACGGAGCAUUGUUCAGGAAUUUUGCGGAAAGGGACUUAGAGACGGAAUUCCGAGCCGAGCACUCCCGAACCAAACCGAUCUGGCGACAAGGCUAGUUCGCACGGUAUUUGGUGCGUACUGGGUGGCGGUACAUCGCAGUGACUUGGCUGCUAUCCUCCACGACACACUCCCGCUAUGACCACAGUCUCGCCGUUUGCGCGCAGCAGUGUCUUCGAUGAACCCCGCCUCGGUGGUCGCGAGCAGACCAUCGAGGAAAUGUACAGCGUACCAGAGAGCUUCCUAGAGAUUGAAGUGCGGAACCCCCAGACCCACGGCUUCGGACGGAAGAUGUACACCGAUUAUGAGAUUGUGUGCAAGACCAAUAUACCCGCCUUCAAGUUGCGCCACUCUGUCGUCCGCCGCCGGUACUCUGACUUCGAGGCGUUCCGUGACAUCCUCGAGCAUGAGUCCACUCGAGUGAACAUUCCUCCGCUACCAGGCAAGGUCUUUACCAACCGUUUCUCCGACGAGGUGAUCGAGGCCAGGAGAGAAGGACUGGAGCGCUUCCUCACUGUUGUUGCCGGCCAUCCCCUUCUGCAGACUGGUAGCAAAGUCCUGUGUGCCUUCCUGCAGGAUCCCGCCUGGGACAAGAACCAAUGGGCAUAAUCAUGA